AUGGGAGACUUCGGAGAGGGUGAGCUCUACUGUGGAGCAGACGAAACGGCGAGAGAAGAAUCACUUAUUGCUGUUGCAUCAAACGACACCGCGAAUAUGCUUCGACUUAGCAGCUCCCUCCAAUCUGUUCGUGCGCUGGCCACAGCUGCGGCGGCGGCUCCUGCCGCAUCGAAACGUCCUGCUCGAGUAGGUCCGAACAUUGUCCUUGUGGAUGCGGUUAGGACCCCUUUUGUUAUGUCUGGAACUGUUUUCAAGGAUUUAUGGGCGGUUGAUUUGCAGCGAGAAGCUUUGAAAGCUCUCAUUGCUCGCACACAGAUACCGUACAAGGACAUUGAUCAUGUAAUUUGCGGUACUGUGAUUCAAGAAUGUAAAACGAGCAAUGUGGCUAGAGAAGCUGCUCUGCAGGCUGGCUUCCCCGACAAGAUUCCUUGCCACACAGUCACACUUGCGUGUAUAUCCGCUAAUGUUGCAAUGACGACAGGUAUGGGUAUGUUAGCAACAGGAAAUGCGAAUGCUGUCAUUGCCGGUGGCGUUGAACUCCUUUCAGACGUGCCCAUCAGAUAUAACAGAAAGGCUAGGAAAGCAAUGUUGGGCAUCCAGAAGGCAAAGGCUGUCGGCGACAAGCUGAAGAUUGGAGGGGACAUCGUGUUGAACAUGUUCUCCCCUGAGCUACCCGCAGUGGCAGAGUUCUCCACCGGAGAGACAAUGGGACACAGUGGUGAUCGACUUGCCGCAGCCUUCAAUGUUUCUAGAAAGGAACAAGACGACUUUGCCUUGCGUUCUCAUUCCCUUGCGAAAGCUGCUGCAGAAGCUGGCAAACUCAAAGAUAUCAUUCCAGUGUUCUUGGAUGGAAAGAAGCCGCAGACGAUUAAGGCAGAUAACGGUAUUCGCGUAUCAACUCCCGAGAAGAUGGCAUCUUUGAAACCCGCGUUUAUAAAACCUCAUGGAACUGUUACAGCUGCCAACGCUUCCUACCUUACCGACGGUGCUUCCGCUUGUCUUAUUAUGACUGAAGACUUCGCUCUUGCUAAUGGUUACAAGCCUAUUGCUUACCUCCGAGAAUACCAAUAUGUCGCACAGGACCCUAAAGAUCAGCUGCUUCUUUCACCAGCAUACGUCAUUCCUAAGUUAUUACAGAAGGCUGGUCUUGGACUAAAUGACAUCAGCGUAUUUGAAAUCCAUGAAGCAUUUGCUGGGCAAGUGCUAGCUAAUCUGAAUGCAAUGGAUUCAGACUACUUCUGCAAAGAACAUAUGGGUCGCUCCGGUAAAUUUGGUCGGAUACCAAUGGACAAGAUCAACAAAUGGGGUGGAUCCCUUUCUAUUGGACAUCCAUUUGGAGCAACUGGAGUUAGAUUAACGGCACAUGCUGCUGGCAGACUGAAGGAGGAAAAAGGGCAGUAUGCAGUAAUCGCUGCUUGCGCUGCAGGUGGACAUGGAGUUGGAAUGCUUGUUGAGGCAUACGGCAAAUAA
Necator americanus (New World hookworm) is the source of this 1470-nucleotide messenger RNA. RefSeq lists its product as uncharacterized. NCBI's taxonomy places the organism in Eukaryota, Metazoa, Nematoda, Chromadorea, Rhabditida, Ancylostomatidae. Gene Ontology annotation, cellular component: mitochondrion. Bases 1 to 1470 code for a protein of 489 amino acids. Gene Ontology annotation, biological process: fatty acid beta-oxidation. The transcript has 14 exons. Gene Ontology annotation, molecular function: acyltransferase activity, transferring groups other than amino-acyl groups. The record is from RefSeq and is a predicted model, not a curated record.